AUGUCCCCGGACGAGCCAAAGACACCCAGGAGGAAGGAAAAGGCCAAGACUGUUUACGUUUCUCCGUAUUUCUCUCCAGUUCUAAAGUCUGGAGAGGCUCACUGGCACCCUGAACCACGUAAAUCCCCACCAAAGGAAUGCCUUCCUGAACCCCUAACUUGCGAGGAGCGGAUGGGCCUGGGUGAACCUCCGGGAGAAGAUCCUCUAGCUUUAUUCUAUCACCGCAAGUUUGAGCGCUUAUUUAACGAUCUCGAAGGCCUAAAGCCAAAGUUGAUACAAGAAACUGUUGCAGACGAUCCAUGGAAACUGCUUGUCGCGGUGACCCUUUUGAAUAAGACGACUGGAAGAGCAGCCAUUCCAGUCUUUUGGAAAAUCAUGGAACGAUGGUCUACCCCCUUCCUUCUUUCUCAAGCCACUGAACAGGAUCUGGUCAUCAUGUUGACGCCUCUGGGUACGCAGCGGAUACGAGCGCAACGACUGAAAGAAAUGUCUCGCUUGUACCUCUUGGAUCGACCUUCAGUGUAUGAUCCGCGAACCUCGAGAGCCACUCUACCCAGCGUUCCUGGUUCGCCAAAGAAACGGCGGAAAUAUCCUGACACACCUAUCUCCCAUCUUCCAGGUGCAGGCGCUUAUGCUCUCGAUUCGUAUCGCAUAUUCUGUUCUCUGCAUGAUGACCCGGCGUCUACAGAGUGGAGACAAGUCUUGCCAACCGACAAAGAACUAAUACGUUACCUGGUAGGCCCUCCUGUUCGCAAUCCCUACCCAAAAUCUGAACUCGAUGGCCCUGGUUCACCCAUCACUGUGGCUUAUCUGCGAGCCCUGAUACAAGAACUCUCGCCACCACCGACACCACCUCCAAGUCCCAGAAAGCGACCAAAGAAAUCCGAUUCUUCUUAA
Molecule: messenger RNA, 897 nt
Organism: Coprinopsis cinerea okayama7#130
Lineage: Eukaryota; Fungi; Basidiomycota; Agaricomycetes; Agaricales; Psathyrellaceae
Exons: 4
Coding region: 1-897 (298 amino acids)
Biological process (GO): DNA repair
Cellular component (GO): nucleus
Molecular function (GO): catalytic activity; DNA binding
Source: RefSeq, a predicted model, not a curated record